Ochotona curzoniae (black-lipped pika) is the source of this 2694-nucleotide messenger RNA. RefSeq names its product leucine-rich repeat-containing protein 37A2-like. NCBI's taxonomy places the organism in Eukaryota, Metazoa, Chordata, Mammalia, Lagomorpha, Ochotonidae. Bases 277 to 2355 code for a protein of 692 amino acids. Gene Ontology annotation, molecular function: protein binding. The transcript is spliced from 17 exons. The record is from RefSeq and is a predicted model, not a curated record.
GAACUGAAGCUUACUGUUGCUUCAGAACCCCCUGAAUAUUUGACAGUUCCAGGGACAACCACAUCUCCAAAACUCCCUGAGGUGACAGGGAACCCAGAACAGGUUCAGACUCAACGCCCAAACCAGACUGAAGUCACAGUUGAACAAUUUGACCUUGAACUUAUCUAUACUCCAAAACUCAGUACAGAGAAUGAACCUUUGCCAACCAGGCAGGAGACACAAAUUCAGCCUACAAAGCCUACACAGAUUGUGCCUCAACUUCCAGCAUAUUAUGAGAUGACAGUUCAAACACCAGGACAGAACCAGGUUCAAAUUCCAGUAUCACCCAAUAUCACAGAUCAGUUUUUAGACCUAACACCUUCUAAUAUUUCAGAACCCACUACCUCAGAGUCUGAACAUUCUACAGGCCUGCAACAAGACAAGAUUCAGACUCAGCGUUCAAAUCUGACCGAAGUCACAGGGAAACCUUUGGACCUGGAAGUUAUGAUAUCUUCUGCACUCAGUACGGUGGUUAAACCGUCUCCAACCACUCAGGAGACUCCAGCUCAGCCUCCUCACUUGGAAGUUACCAUAACUCCAGAACCCAGUGUGGUGGCUGAACAUUCCACAUCCCUGAAGAAGAUUACAGCUGCACGCGCAGACCAGGUUCAGACUCAGCACUCAAACUUUACUUCAGUCACAGGUCAACCUUCAAAUCUGGAACUUAAAACUCAACCUUCUGUAAAUUACAUCCCAGUAAAUACCUUGACUGUGCAAAAGGAAAAGACCACCUCACGGAAUAUCAACAUUUGCAAGCUGUGUACCUGCAGAAAUGAGACAUUGUUAUGUACUGGGCUCAGCCCAAGUCAGAAGCUCCACCAAGUGCCUGUGCCAGCUCCCAACACCUACAAUGGCACCUUCACCAUCUUAAAUUUCCAGAAAAACUUUAUUUCCUACAUUGAUGAAAAUGUAUGGAAAUCAUAUCCUUGGGCUGAGAAAAUAAUUCUCAGUGAUAAUCGUUUGACUGAAUUACAUAAGGAUUCAUUUGAAGGCUUGAUAUCACUGCAGUAUCUGGAUUUAUCCUGUAACAACAUACAGUCUAUUGAAAGACAUACAUUUGAACCACUACCUUUCUUGCAGUUUUUAAAUCUUGGUUGCAAUUUACUCACAGAACUGAGCUUUGGCACAUUUCAGGCAUGGCAUGGGAUGCAGUUUUUGCAGAAGUUAAAUCUCAGUCAUAAUCCUCUAACAAUUGUUGAAGAUCCCUACCUGUUUGAAUUACCAGCAUUGAAAUAUUUAGAUGUCGGCAGAACACUUGUGUCACUCAACACAAUCGAGAACAUCCUCAUGAUGACUCUCAAAUUGCAACAGCUGAUCUUACCUAGCCAUAUGGCCUGCUGCCUGUGCAAAUUUAAAAAUGACAUUGAGGUUGUCUGCCAAACAAUCAAGCUGCACUGUGGCAAUGCAUGUCUGAGAAACAGUACACACUGUGUUGAAGAAGCUUUUAUAAGGAAUCCAAAAGGAAUGUUCCUGAAGGCACUGCAGGCCCGGAAGAGGAACACUAGCACUGAAUUGAUUAUUGAGCCAGAGGCGCAAGAGUCACAAACACUCAAUUUGAAUACAUCCUCAAGGGAUGAGUCUGAACUUCAGCUAAACCAGCAACUACGGUCCCUCAUCCCCAACAAUGACAUGAGAAAGUUCAUUUCAUAUGUUAUCAGGACUCUGAAAAUGGACUGCUCUGAGCCCUAUGUGCAACUGUGCUGUGCCAAGCUCAUCUCCAGAACGGGCCUCCUCAUGAAGCUCCUCAGUGAGCAGCAGGAAGUAAAGCUGGCCAAGGCAGAAUGGGAUACAGACCAAUGGAAAAUGGAGAACUACAUCAAUGAGAGCCUAGAAGCUCAGAGUGAUGCAAAAACGACUGAGUCAAGUGAGCUCACAGAGGAGGAGGUUCCAGGAUACGGCUAUAACAAAAAACUCAUCUUGGUGCUAUCUGUGGUUUCAAUAGUGGUGGUCUUCGCUAUCAUUUUCUUUUUCAUUAAGAAUUACCCUCGUGCUUGUAGGAGAGCAGCAGAGGAUGAUAUAGAAAACUAUCCAAGGGGCUUUUUUGAACAUUCGUCUAGGAAGUUCACGGACAAUGAGACCCAGGAGGGCUUUUUCUGGCUGAGGUGGCCACUCUGGCUAAGGGAUAUGUACAAACCUCUUAAUGCUGCACGCCAGAAAGAGAUGGCUCGGAAGCUCCAUGACAAGGAGUCCUCUGAGGAAGAUGAGAUGUUCCAAAAGAAUGCAGGCAUGGUGAGUGAAGGCCCAGGUGAGAUGGCGCACACGGAGUCGGCUGCCGAAGGAGAAAGUGAAGCCCCCGAGGAGGAGCACACAGAGUGACCCCUUCCGUUGUGGCUGCCCGUGGGUUAUAUCCUAAUCUGCUUCUGACUUAGUUAAGAAAAUAUAUUGUCUUGUAUUCAAGUGUGUGAUAUUCAUAAGCAGUCCCAGCCAAGGUGGUAAGAAAUGAAAGUGGAAGAGAUCCCAUCUCUAUUGUUAGUGGUCUACUUGUGGCCUGCCUCGUCAGCCUUUAAACAUAGAACAUCUUCCGCACAGGCUCCUUCUACAGAAACUGACCUGGUAGACACAGUCAAGCCAGUCUUGCCCAACCUCUCUUCUCUGAAAGCUAAGGGGAUUCAAUAUGCUGUUUGAUCGUUCUGCUUAUAAAGGUCCCCCCGACCC